Molecule: messenger RNA, 3032 nt
Organism: Pelmatolapia mariae (spotted tilapia)
Lineage: Eukaryota; Metazoa; Chordata; Actinopteri; Cichliformes; Cichlidae
Gene: slc35c1
Product: solute carrier family 35 member C1
Exons: 2
Coding region: 118-1218 (366 amino acids)
Biological process (GO): GDP-fucose import into Golgi lumen; protein O-linked glycosylation via fucose
Cellular component (GO): Golgi apparatus
Molecular function (GO): antiporter activity; GDP-fucose transmembrane transporter activity
Source: RefSeq, a predicted model, not a curated record
ACCAAACGGCAGUCAUGUUUGGCUUUUUAAUACAGUCAGUUUGCUGGUCUUGAGCGGCGUAUUAGCUCAUGUAAAUGUCCCAGCUUUUACUCAGGUUCGUUUUCUUCAUCUGCACUCAUGAACAGGACACAGCUGAAGCGCUCCAGUAUCUUGAGGAUGGCUUUAAGCGGUUCUGAAACGAUGGACCGGGACGAACCUGAAGAGACUUUCGUAUUUCGAGCAGUGAGAAUAGCAGCUGUGGUUGCGCUAUACUGGUUUGUCUCGAUAACGAUGGUAUUCCUCAAUAAUCACCUGCUGGACAACAAAGACUUGGACGCGCCGUUGUUCGUCACUUUUUAUCAGUGUGUGGUCACUGUUGCACUUUGCUGGCUCAUGCAGCUGCUAUCAAAAAUGUGCCCCCGACUCAUCGACUUCCCCUCGGUCAGGUUUGACGUGAAGCUGUCCCGGGAGGUCCUUCCGCUGUCCAUCGUGUUCAUCGGCAUGAUCACCUUCAACAAUUUGUGCCUGAAACAUCUCGGGGUGGCUUUCUACACGGUCGGCCGCUCUCUGAGCACAGUUUUCAAUGUGCUGUUAUCGUACGUUAUCCUGAAACAAACCACGUCUUUCAGGGCUCUGGCGUGCUGUGGGAUCAUAUUAGGUGGUUUCUGGCUUGGUGUGGACCAGGAAGGCAUCACAGGGUCCCUCUCCUGGACAGGCGUAUUUUUUGGGGUGCUGGCUAGCGCCUGCGUCUCCCUCAAUGCCAUCUAUACUAAGAAGGUAAUGCCUGCCCUGGAUGGAAACAUCUGGAAACUGUCCUACUAUAACAACAUUAACGCCUGCGUCCUCUUCCUCCCUCUCAUCCUUGUGUUCGGAGAGUUGGGCCAGCUCGUCAAGUUCAGCCGUCUCACUGACAUCAGCUUUUGGGGAAUGAUGACUCUGGGAGGAGUGUUUGGUUUCGCCAUAGGCUAUGUUACAGGGCUCCAGAUCAAAUAUACAAGCCCGCUCACACAUAAUGUCUCAGGGACUGCAAAGGCCUGUGCACAGACCGUCAUUGCAGUAGUGUACAACUCUUCCACUAAAACCCUGCUGUGGUGGACCAGUAACAUGAUGGUUCUUGGUGGUUCGUCUGCUUAUACUUGGGUAAAAAGUCUAGAAAUGAAGAAGAGUCCCAACACAGUCCCUCAGGACUCAGCAAAGGAAAAAUUGCUUUCAGGGGAUAAAGAAAACCAAGGGGUGUAAGUUAAUAAACUUUGGCGUUUUAUCUAUGUGGGCUGAGAAUGUUGUGACAGUACAAAUGGAGUAACUUUUAUUCCAGAGGAAAAAGGAAAGUAAGUUAAUUAUAAUAUUCGUGGAACCUGUCUUUUUGUUUUGGGGUUUUUUUUGUUUUUGGUUUUUUUUUUUUAUGUGACAAAUGUCGAGAGGUGAGGGGAAUUGGUAAUUUGUUGAAGUUUAUUGAAGAUGUGAGGGACAAAGUAAUCAGAAACCUUGUGUAACUGUGAUUGAUCUACUAUAGGCCUUUUUUAUCCUUAAGGAAAGCAGUCCAUGAAUGUUUUAGUCUGUUACAGUUUUGAACUGUACUCCAUUUACUACUUGCUUUUGAACUAAAUAAUACUGGAAAUUAAAAGUAAAUAUUGUCAUGAGAUAUAUUCAUUUCAUAAUCACAUUUCCAAACAAAUGUGAAGCAGAUCAGGAAAAGGACCUGUUUGAAUAUGUGCAUAUGUAUUUUCAUAUGCCACAGUUUACUUCUAUAACUGAACCUGGUUUAUUCAAAAGAAGCUACUUGAAAAGGUUUUUAGUGAGGUAUAAUUUGUAAUCUCGCUUUUUAAGGCGUCAUGAAAUCAUCGCAGCAUUUAAGUUUAACAGAAUGAGCCAUUUUUCUUAUGAAAAAUUGUAAUUUAUGGUGUCUUUGCUAAUGAAAUGAUAGUUUUCACAUGUACUCUUUUGAUUUACAGUUGACAAAUAAAAUGUAUAGUUUUUAUACAGACAUUUUCCAUCACUCCACAUUAUACAGCUUAACGGACGCAAUGUGCACAGUCUGUGUUUCAGUUAGAAACACAUCAUAGAUCAAAAGUCCAGAGCGAAUGUAGUAAAGUUUGAGUUUUGACAUCAUUUCCUGUGUGACACUUGUUAAGAAAAUGUUAAAGGCCAGCCUCAUUUUCCUCAUUUCCCUUUCACUUCCCUGUGGGGAUAAAUGAACCUGGUUGUCAUGUCAGUAGCUCAUUUGGGACAUGGGAAAGAAGAUCAGUCAUUGUGACAAUUGUUAAUGUGGCUGAUUCUUGGCACAUGGAGAAGUUUCCCUGAAACAUAAAGCUAUUUGAUAUGAAUGAAUAAAAGCUAAGAAAUGACUCUUGUAAAACAAUGUUUCUUUAUUAAAUGUAUAUGAUGAACUUUAGUCAUUUUCAGUAUAUUUAUUUAUCUACAUAGUUCUCUAGUAUCUCUCAAUAACCUUUUUUCAGUACUUUACUCAUUUUAAAAUAACAAAUUUAUGUUUUUUUUCUUACAAAAUUAGUCAAUAUUUUCUGAUUGAAAAUUCUUUAAACACAACACCAAAGAUGUGUGCUAUAAAGCUAUGUAGAGCUUAAAGUCAGUUUUCUUCUACCUUCUAUCAAAGUGGCUCUUUUCACCAGGAAAAAUCACCAUGGUAACUUAUGCUGAAUACAUAAACUAGAUGGGAGCAAGUCAUGUUUAGAGUUUUGAGCUUUCACUGAUUCUUUUAUUUACAGCAUGUUGCGUUAUACAGACUCUCUGCUGGGCCAGUAUGCUUUAUAUGUGAAAGUUGUUACCAACAUCGUGGAUGAAGUCCAGCUGUAACGCUGUAGCCGCUAAGACUGCAUCACAUUAGCACUGAAACUUACAUGCAUUCAGCUGAUGAUGCAAAAAAUGCUGAUUUUGUUUUUGUACUUGGCCCUAACCCUCUACUGCGUAGUGUUGCCCUGAGGCAACAAACCACAUUUUCAUGCCUCACAGAUAAAGAUCACUGGCCCUUCAAAAAAAAAAAAAAGUUUGUUUUUUUUCUCAAAUAAUGCUACCAGGUACAUCUCUUUCCAAUAAAA